AUGAAGUAUACACAUCAAUGGAUAUUCGUCUUUCUAUCGAGCUCAGCUCUUUUGGCAACCGCCUUGCCAAUGGAAAUGGAUAUGGACAUGGGCACUAAUGUUAUUGACGAUGAUUCUGCUGCCGCCAAUACUACCCUUAUCCCAGUCCCCCACAAACCACAUAGUCAUCAUGGUGUUCCAAUUCUUGAAACCAAUUUACUUCCUGAGGAGAGGCUUUACUGGGAAUCGUAUAACACCACCACUUUUUUCAACCUUGAGAAUUCCAACAAGCCAGCGUUGCGCGCUCAUGUUUCUUUGCUCUUCAUGGCCAUCUACUUUUUGUAUCCAAUCUGUUUGGUCCUCAAUAAUGUAAAAAGUAAAUGGUAUUUGCAAGUAUUAACCCUCAAUUUAUCAACAGUGAUUGGUAGUUUGCUAUCCUUGGGAGUUUUCAGUAAUUCUGUGCCAGACAUGUAUCCUAAUAAUGCUUACACUAAAAUGAGCUACAUUUUGUUCGUAGCCUCUAUUGUCCAUUACGUUUCAGCAUUGAUGAAUUUUGGUUUCAAUUACUUGUCAUCUGAGUCUGACAAUUCCACCUUAGCCGCCCAGGACAAUACCAAGUUCAUUCCUUUGAAGAACUUUGGACACAGUAGGGGUUCAACAGCAUUGUCUCCUUCUCUGACUCUUUAUGAUUUCAAUAGUUCAAGCAGAAAUUCAAUUGACUUUUCUCAUAGAUUUUCGGCUUCUCAAGCAGAUGCUACUAAUAAUCAUUCUGUUCAUUUUUCUGAUGAUCCUGAGAGUGUUGCUUCCGAAGUCAAUGAUCAAGAAUCCCAUCAAUUAAUUGAUAAUCCAAAAGGCUUUUCUUUUCCAAGCGUCAAGUCAAACACAGACUCUAUUUUGCAUAAAAUAUUGCACAAUUCCAGAGUGCAAUCUGGCCUUGUCCGUUCUGCUUCUGUUUCUUCUUUCAUCUUUAAUCUUAUGAAUUAUCCUCUUUUUGGUUACUUGUUGAUUUAUGCAAUGACCGGCAUUACAGUUGGUAACAUGAUGGGUCAAGGCAGCAAGGUCUUUAACUUAUUGGCUCAUUUCAUUAAAGGCGGUGUUUUCUUUUUACUUGGUCUUGUUUCUUUGGCACGUUAUUGCGGUUGUUGGCAAUCUCUUGGGUUUGCUUGGAACCCAAUUGCCCUUGACUCAUCUAUUUCUAAAAGAUCUCAUCCAUCCUGGCUCAUCAAGUUUUCUCCAAUGCAAGGUUUGUUCACCAUGGAAUUUAUGGAAUCUUUCUUGAUUUUCUUUUAUGGUUCAACAAAUGUUUUCUUAGAGCAUUUAGCUAACCCUGGUGGAGAGUGGGCUGCAAAAGAUUUGCAACACGUUAGCAUUGCAUUUAUGUAUAUUGGUGGUGGCCUUUGUGGUUUGCUUACUGAAGUUGGCUUAUCUUCUUGGAGAUUACAAAAAGUCAAGCACCAAAGUACCGCAGAAUCAACUGUGUUUGGUACCCCUGGUUUUAGUCCAAAUCCUUUCCCUGCUUUUACCAUUUUCUGGACCGGUAUCUUGAUGUCUCAACACGCCCAAGCCUCUCCUGUUUCCACAAAUAUUCACGUUCAAUGGGGAUAUAUGCUUAGUUAUGGUGCUAUUAUUCGUUGUCUCACUUACUUGGUUUGUAUUUUUGCCCCAGUCCAAGCAGAUGCUCAGCCUGUCUCCAAAGAAAUCAUUGGAUUGAAGAUUUUCAGCUCGCUUAAGCCAUUCACUGAAUUGCUUGUUUCUAGUGCUUUACUUGCUGGCGGGAUGAUCUUUAUGGAAAGUACCGACCAGUGCGUAGAAGCUUUAGAAUGGAGAGGUUUGACCCCAAUGUUCACCUUGAAUGUUUCAGUUGGUGUCGUCGCUUUGAUAAUGGGGUGGGAAAUGGUGUUGUUGGGAUGGAGAAGUUGGUUGUUGAAACAGGGAAAUUGA
Messenger RNA from Saccharomycopsis crataegensis, 1920 nucleotides. RefSeq names its product Tvs1p (gene TVS1). The transcript has a single exon. The record is from RefSeq and is a predicted model, not a curated record. NCBI's taxonomy places the organism in Eukaryota, Fungi, Ascomycota, Saccharomycetes, Ascoideales, Saccharomycopsidaceae. Bases 1 to 1920 code for a protein of 639 amino acids.